Messenger RNA from Paecilomyces variotii, 708 nucleotides. RefSeq lists its product as hypothetical. The record is from RefSeq and is a predicted model, not a curated record. The transcript has 2 exons. NCBI's taxonomy places the organism in Eukaryota, Fungi, Ascomycota, Eurotiomycetes, Eurotiales, Thermoascaceae. Bases 1 to 708 code for a protein of 235 amino acids.
AUGAUCGAAGAGAUCCUUGAAUGUCUGGGUUUUUAUCGACUUGCAAGAUCGCUACGUCUCUGGCGAAUCGAGUGCCAGUUUGAAUGUGACCAUAAAGAUGAGAUUAAUUGGAUCAGGGCAUACAAUGCCACAGAAAAUCUCCAAAUUGCUAUCCUACAGCGCAUACGUCGCCUCGAACGAGAUCAGCAGGAACUUAUGGCAACGGGAAAAAUCCCUACCACUCCUCGCGCAUUUGGAGAUGACUGUUCCGACGUCUCAAAAUACGGCGAGAUUCUGGAAAAGGAGCUGGAAAUGGCCCGGUGCAUAUGGCAUACCAACAAGAAGGAACUGGCGGAGCUUCUGUUGACUCUGCCAGUGUAUGGACGGGGCUUACGCCUUAGAGAAUGGCGGAAGAUUCGCGAGGUUAAAGAAUUCCAGGACAAAUCGAUGCUUUGGAUGGACGGCAGGGAGCGCUGUGCAAUGAUGGGAGGAUGUUGUGGGAGAACUUGUCGCUGCUGCGACGAGCCAUUAAUGACAUAUUUCAAGCCGACAAUGGAUACGUUCGAAUUGCAACGAGUCGAAGCACUCCAUGGACAUUGUACCUCAGAAUGCAGAUGCUGCAUCCGACACCAGCGAGCCUAUGUACCCGAUGAGGAUAUCGAAAAAAAUGGUAAACGGCGAAAUGAGGAUAGUUCUUCAGAGGAGAUGUGGGAGACGUGUUCCGGAUGA